UCAAAACCCCGAGAGCUCCCACUCUCCGAGCGAAGAAGAAGAAGAGGAAACCCUACGGCGACGAGGAAAAAGACGAAGAAGAGUGAAUCCCCAUCGAUCGCUCGGCGAGCUCGAUCAGCUCCUCCCAUCUAUGGAUCCGGGCGAGAAGGAGGACGUUCGGAGGUCGCACCAGUGCACCGUCUCGGCGCUGGAGAGGAUGAGGGCCGGAAACUAUCGCGCCGCCGUCGGAAACAAGGAAACUUUGGCAGCAAUAGCUGCGCACUACGAGAUCAAUCGAUCCAACAUUCAUAACAAAAUCAAGCUGCUUGAAGAAGAUUAUGCUUCAUUCAGGCGAAUACGCCAAGAUGGCAACAAUUUCUACAGAAGCUUCAUGUUUUCCUACCUUGAGAGAGUGAUGGAAACACAAGACUUGUAUGAGUUUGAUCGCGUACGCUCAAGAAUCUCGCAGUGCAGACGAAUGAAUGCAAUUUUGGGAGGCCAUGAAUAUACCUUUGAUGAAUUAUCGCAGGAAUUGCAGCACGUGCUGGAGCGUAUCAUCCACGCUGCACCAAAUAGUACGAGCCCUGAUGAGUUUCUGCUUAAUUGCCUCGACGAGCAUGCUUCGUUGAACGUGAUGAUCUUCUUCAGGCUAGUCACUUCGAUCGAGAUUCACAUGAAUAGCAAUUACUACAGGCCGAAAAUACAUGCCGAAUACAGAAGCAUGGAAGAGUUUGUGCUGGAGCAAGCCAUGAUAGUCGACUUCGAAACGGACCAGCUGCGUGUAAAGGCCCUCAGCGAGGCCCUGGAAAUCCCGACAAAGGUGGUGCAGUUUGACGUGCUUGCGCCAGUUCCUGAGCUUCCGAAGUUGCCUUAUUGCUUCUUCGACGGCUCGUCCCGCCGAAACUUCAAUCUUGGCCUUCUGAGCGACGACUUCCUGCUCAUCUCCGGGAGCAGCGACGAGCAUGCCGUCCCCGCCACCGGACCCCCUUCUCCGGCCAUCUUGGACCUGAGGGCUCCCUCUUACGUGACCUUGGUGUUUUGGCGCGGCCACUAUGGGGUCCUCUACCGCAACUCGGUUCUUAGCGGCCUUAAGCACGACUUCUUCUAAGAGUCGCGGAAGAGACUUAGCUCACGUUAGCUGCGAGCAGCCAACGGAGGCGAGCAAUACCACAUGACAACCAAUUGAGGCAAGAUCUCUCUCCUUUGCUGUUUUCUUUUUUUUUUCUUCUAACUUUUACGCCUACAAAGAAGAUGUGUCUGAAUACUUUCGUGGAUACGGAUGAUACGGUGAUCUGCAAAUAUUAGGAUACUGCCGUAAGAAUAGGGAUUUAAGAUUCGUACAGAGCAUAGUUAAUAUAUUGGCAAGCUAAUCAGUGUCCAAACGUGAUUUGCAACAAAUGAAAAAA
Ananas comosus (pineapple) is the source of this 1385-nucleotide messenger RNA. RefSeq names its product ubiquitin thioesterase otubain-like. Gene Ontology annotation, cellular component: nucleus. Gene Ontology annotation, molecular function: cysteine-type deubiquitinase activity; ubiquitin binding. Lineage: Eukaryota; Viridiplantae; Streptophyta; Magnoliopsida; Poales; Bromeliaceae. Gene Ontology annotation, biological process: protein K48-linked deubiquitination. The transcript has 8 exons. The record is from RefSeq and is a predicted model, not a curated record. The coding region runs from base 131 to 1087 and encodes 318 amino acids.